ACACCGCAAAGGCGACAAGGAGAUCGGAACGAAGAUAGUGACAACUUAAGGCGGAAUUCUUCCAGUCAUGGCCAUCAGACGGUGACAAAACUAAACAGAACUGCGGCUCAGCGAUAUAUAAGCCAGUAUACUGUAUAUCCCAGAUAUGGCGAUAUAGCCUAGCUUGACGACAGUUACAGAUUUUCCAUCGUGUGAGUUCUGUGAGACAUGGAAUCCUGACAACAGAGGGUGUGACUGCGAACCCCGCCCCAGGAUGACUGGGGACAAGUACUAAACCUCCCUCCAGGCUGCCACCCACAUUUAACACAGGCUAAUUCUGUGGCCUAGUAAGGUGACAGUUACUUUUCUGGAAUAGUAUGCUUUAUAGUGGAAAGAAUGAAUGGAAUAAUUCGGAUCCUACAGCUACAGUUGCUGUUUGUAGUUUCCUGCUGUGGCGGGUUACCUGUGACCUCAGUAACAGAGACGACCAUUACCCUCGCUUGGUCUGCUGGGAACUAUGUGAACUUCACCAUCAACUACAGCGGAGAGGAUGGCCUUAACUACACCACAGUGGUGCCAGUGUCAGGGGAUAACGUCACAGCCACAAUUGAUGACAACCUGGAGGCGGGGCAGUUGUACACAAUUGACAUCCGUGGACACACCUCAUCUGGUGAUACCAGUAGUGUCGUCCCAGUCUUCUCACAGGCCACGAAACCGAACCCUCCAACCUAUGUGACUGUGACAUCUGCAGAGACACACUCCUUAAAAGUUGUGUGGUUAGAAGAAAACGACGCCGUGUCAUCUUAUGUAGUACGCUAUAAAGAUCUGACCAAUGACUCUGCCUUGAUGUUGGAGCGCAGUGUCAAUGACACUAGCUUGAAUUUGACGCAGCUACAGCCAGGUCACACCUACUCCAUAAGUAUUGCAGCGGUGUAUUAUGGUGUAGAGAGUAACCAGACCAUGCCUAUAACUAACAAUACAGUUCCCCUCCCCCCAGUGAAGGUAACUGUACGGGCCCUCAAUGAGAGUGCCCUGUAUGUUAUGUGGUACCCAGACUCGUCUAGCACACAGGUCAGUGACAGGCUAAUAAGAACGUGCUAG
Messenger RNA from Liolophura sinensis, 1080 nucleotides. RefSeq names its product tenascin-X-like. The transcript has 4 exons. Gene Ontology annotation, molecular function: protein binding. Lineage: Eukaryota; Metazoa; Mollusca; Polyplacophora; Chitonida; Chitonidae. The coding region runs from base 376 to 1080 and encodes 234 amino acids. The record is from RefSeq and is a predicted model, not a curated record.